This is a messenger RNA of Helianthus annuus (common sunflower), 2804 nucleotides long. Its product is annotated as zinc finger protein CONSTANS-LIKE 14. NCBI's taxonomy places the organism in Eukaryota, Viridiplantae, Streptophyta, Magnoliopsida, Asterales, Asteraceae. The transcript has 6 exons. Bases 1 to 1950 code for a protein of 649 amino acids. The record is from RefSeq and is a predicted model, not a curated record. Gene Ontology annotation, molecular function: protein binding; nucleic acid binding; zinc ion binding.
AUGAAGGCUUAUGAAUUCUCAAUCCCUCCAAUACCUAGUGAAAGGUAUUGGCCCAAGAUUCACCACCCUAUGGAUCCACCACCAAUAAGAUCUCAACCUGGGAGGCCUAAGAAGAAUAGAAAGAGGGAUCCUCAUGAGGAUCCAAAGAGACCAGGGAAACUUACCAAGCAUGGGGUGAUAAUGACUUGUGGUAAUUGUGGGGGUAAAGGUCAUAACAAGAGAAAAUGUACUGAACAGGGAAAUCAACAAUCUACUGCAGGGUCUGCUAAAAAGAGACAGAAGGGAACAAAAAAGUCAAGCCAGAAGUCAACUCAGCAAUCUGCUCCAUUACCUUCACAAGGAACAACUCAGCAAUCUACUCCAAUACAUUCACAAGGAACAACUCAGCAAUCUACCCAGGAGGGAAGCAAAAUUACCAGCCAGAAGUCAGCUAAAAAGUCAACUGUCAAGUCAACUCUCAAGUCAACUGUCAAGCAUCUUUGUCCUUUUCCAAAUCUUCCCGGGAGAUCUCAUUCUUAUUAUUAUUAUUAUAAUAUUAUUUUAUUAAUUAAUAUUAAUACAACUGCACCUUCUUCUACCUUCUUCCACCUUCAUCACCAUCAUCUUCAUCUUCUUCAUCAUCAUCUUCACACAUUUCAAAACCCUAACCCUAACUCCUUCAACUCUCCAAUGUCAUCUCUCUGCGAUUUCUGCAACCACCGAUCAGCAGUCCUUUACUGCAAAGCCGAUUCAGCUAAGCUCUGUUUGUUCUGCGACGCCGCCGUACACUCUGCCAACGCCUUAUCUCUCAAACAUUUCCGAUCUCAGAUCUGCGAUAACUGCAGCUCCGACGCCGUCGCCGUCGCUUGUUCCACCGAUAACCUCCUUCUCUGCUCCGCCUGCGACCACGACUUCCACGGCGACUCCUCAAUUUCCUCGUUUCACAACCGUUUCACUGUCGAUGAGAUCUCCGGUUGCCCUAGCGUCACCGAACUCGCUUUCGUUUGGGGAUUUAGCUUGAAACCGGUAGUAUCCGAGUCUUCUAACGGUAAUUCGUGUCAAAAUAAGCAUUCUGUUACGAAUUUUGUUCAGGAUUUACCGGCUAUACGUGAUGAGAUUGAAACUCGUUAUUGUUAUGAUGAGGUACCGAGUGUAGAGUGGAAAUCACGAGGUUUAGGUUGUGGUGUGCAUAAGAAGGUUUUGUAUAAGCAGUUGUUGGAGCUUGCGAAGGAGCGGUGUGAUGGAGAAGGAGGUGAAUUAGGGCCGCAGACUCCGAGUGGAUGCGGUCAGCCGGAGGUAGCGGAAGGUUUUGAGUUUGACGAACAGGAGGAGGAUUUGUUGCAUCAGCAAACUCCUUUGACGUAUUUGCUAAUGCCGAAUCAGAAUUGUUCGAAUUCGAAAGGGAAUGGGGUUACUGAGUUUAGUAAUGUGUGGAGUUAUAGUCCUAAACGGCAUACAAGUCAGAUAUGGGAUUUCAAUCUAGGAAGAUCAAGAUCUGCUGAGGCAAGAUGUGAUAAUCUUGGAUUUGCAAUAAACAACUGUACUGACCUUGUUGAGGAUGCUUCUUUCACAACAAUGGAAGUGUUAAAAGAAAUGGAGGCCAUAAACAUACCCAUUGCCACAAAUCCAUCACAGAAUAUAUCUGGUUGCGGAUCAACAAUGGAGAGUGACAACAGACAAAUUGCCGGACCAUCAUCAGAAACAAAAUUGAUGGAAAUCAACGGAUGUGAUUCGAUCAUGGAUGGUCAGAUGAUAGACAGGUUUCUAGCAACUAGUCAAGGAAUAGAAAUACCAACAACAACAAAAGUGGAUGCUCAGCAGUACGCGCAGAACAGAUCCAAUGCAAUGCUACGCUACAAGGAGAAGAAGAAAACACGGAGGUACGAGAAGUGCAUCCGUUACGAGUCCCGAAAAGCAAGGGCAGAUACUAGAAAACGAGUAAAAGGCCGGUUUGUGAAGACAACCCAAUAAACGACAAAUAAAAGUUUUAUUUAUUAAAAUGUGGUCAACGCCGCUAGCUUGAUAAAAAAGUAACCUUUGUUUAGUGACCGACGACUAUGUGAUAAAAAGGUCGCUUGUAAUGGUGAAUCACCGAGAUUGAUUUAUUUCUUGAAGGUGCCAAAAGGUGUGUCCGACCGACGAGAUGCAAUGAGACCUGGGAUCCUCAUCCUGUCAACAUCUGCCACGAAGCAAAGAUACCUCGUAACUUGGACAACCUUGAACCUAGAGACUUUUUAUUAGUGUCUUAUCACAAUAUGGAAAUUUAUUAUGGCAUCCAAUAAUAAAUAAAUGUUUAUUAUAAAUAGAGAUUGUUAAAAGAUACUGGGCUGUUCAUUCAAUUUGGGUUAUACUGUUUUAUUUAUUGGGCCUAAUAUGUGGGUUGUGUCUACUGAUCGUUAUUAUUGUUUAAGUUGUUAUAACAGAUUCAUGGGCCAGAUAUUUUGGAGGUAGUCCGUUGUAACUUGCAGGGGUGUAUUUUGGACAAUCUGAUACUUCAUGGUGCUAAGUGAAUCUGUUGAUCAGCAGGAGUAUAAAAGUCACUUUCUCUCUCAUUUGAUCAUUAUUCACUCCCAAUUAUUGUUACGUUUCUCUGUUUAGAUCUAGGGUUUGUUAUCUCCGGUUGUAUCUCCGGUUGUACUUUGUCUUCUCUCAUCUGUUGGAGAGAUCUGCUGUACUUGUUGGUAUAGAUGAUCAUCAGUGGAUGAUCAUCAAGUCUGGUUGUAUCGUUCCUCUUUGUAUUGAUCUUACGAUUGUAAGAUCUAGGGUUUGGGGGGUACUUUUUUGGUUUGGGUUAAAUAAGAUUUUGUCACUUUGUUUUGUCGCUA